This is a messenger RNA of Hordeum vulgare subsp. vulgare (domesticated barley), 1037 nucleotides long. RefSeq lists its product as uncharacterized. The coding region runs from base 78 to 839 and encodes 253 amino acids. Gene Ontology annotation, biological process: protein unfolding; protein transport; 'de novo' cotranslational protein folding. The record is from RefSeq and is a predicted model, not a curated record. Gene Ontology annotation, molecular function: peptidyl-prolyl cis-trans isomerase activity; protein folding chaperone; ribosome binding. NCBI's taxonomy places the organism in Eukaryota, Viridiplantae, Streptophyta, Magnoliopsida, Poales, Poaceae. The transcript is spliced from 8 exons.
UAAUUUCGGAUAACAUUUUACGGCUCCCCCUUCUUCCCCAGCAGCCGAAACCUCCGAGAAGCCCGCCUCCCCCAUCCAUGGCUUCAGCCGCGACCUUUCCGAAGCUCCGGCUCGGUCCACGAUGCCACGGCUACUCCCAGCUUCAGGCGGCCGACCCGGUCCACAUCCACAUGAAGAUUGGCGGUUCCUGCAAGUGCCCCAUGCCUGCCCAAGGGUUGCUUGUUUCUACCGGGAGAAGCGCCGCGAGGCACGCGUUCCUGCCGGUGUCGGCCGCCCGAUCAGGUCGGGGCGCACCGGUCGCCGAUGCCGCCGAGAAGACCGGGCUGUCGUUGGACAGCUUCAAGACAUCCGUUGUCAAACGCGACGACGAAAAGAUCCAUUUAAGAAUCGAGUUGCCUGGGAAGGCAACACAGAAGGUGUUUGAUGAGGCUCUGACGAGCCUGGCACGCGACGCGCCGCCGGUUCCAGGUUUCAGAAGGUCCAAGGGAGGGAAAACAUCAAAUAUACCAAGCAGCAUUCUCCUGUCAAUGCUGGGCAAGAGCCGGGUCACAAAGUUCAUCCUUCAGGAAAUACUCAGCGUCACCGUCGGAGACUUCGUCAAGAAGGAGAACCUCAAGGUGAACCCUGAAAUCGCGACGACACAAUCGGAAGGCGACCUGGAGUCGUCGUUCGCGCCGGGCUCGUCGUUCGGGUUCAAUGUGAUCCUGGAGCUGGAGAAGGAGGCUGACACUGAUGAUGCUAUUGAUGUGGAGGUAUCCGACUCCAUGGAUGCUCCCGACGUGAAGCAAUCCGACUCCGAAGAGCCUUCCGAAGAGGAGCCCCCCUCCUCCACGCCCUGAUAAGUUGAGAGAGAAAAUGCGUCUGUGCAUUCGCUGAUGAAUGUGCUUCAACUUCAGAAUAGCAUUAGCAAGCAAACAUUUGUUCAGAGGAGACAUUAGAGAUGAUCUGGAGGUUGAGGGUGACACAUCACCCAAGAUAUGUGCGUGACACUGCUGACUAGUAGCACUGAACAUGCAGACACGUUAGAUUUGGGCCCA